AUGAGAUCUCUACCUGCUAAGUUUAUUCCCCAGAUUGCUGCCAUACAACAGAGUAAAGAUCUAGAAAAAAUGAGAGUAGAGGAACUUGUAGGUUCACUGCAAACCUUUGAGCUUUUGUUAACCCAGUCAAAAACCUCAAAAAAUGUUGCUCUUAAGAUCAAAACUCCUAAAGAAAAAUCUAGAGAUUCAUCCAGUAAGGAUUCAGGAGAUGAUGAAAAAAUUGCCUUGAUUGUUUGGAAGUUUCGAAAAUUUGUCAAACCUAGAUCUGAGAAUUUUAAAGGUAAGGAUCAUAAAAAACCUGUGAAUGCUAGACAUGAAGGUAGAGAAAACUCCCAAGACAGAAAUGUCUUUGAUCAGAAAGACAAAGUUCCUCGUGGUCGUAAGUGUCAUGAGUGUGGAGAUAAUGAUGACUCUGAAGAAGAUGAAGAAGAAAAUGUUAACUACUUAGCCUUUACUGCUUCAUAUGGUAAUCAGUCAUAUACCUCAGGUGUGCAAGAUGUUUCUGAAUAUGAAUCUGAUAAUGAGUAUGAUCUACAAACUGCUUAUAAUCAAAUGUUUCAGGAGUUUAAUAAUCUGUGUGACAAGAUAUUUUUUAAGGAGCUCAAAAAAGGCAGAAAUGGAAACAUUACCUAUGGGGAUGGCAGUAAGUCUAAGGUAAUAGGUCAAGGGAUUGUGGAAGUUCCUGGUGUAGCUUCUCCUCAAGACGUGCUAUAUGUGGAAGGGCUCAAAGCAAAUCUUCUGAGUAUCAGUCAAUUUUGUGAUAAUGAUCUUGUAGUACAAUUCUCAAAGAAAGAAUGUAGCAUAUUCGAUGCUCAAGGAAAAUGGUUAAUGGGAGGAGAUCGGACAUCUGAUAAUUGCUAUGGUAUCUCUCCAACCAUGCAGACUAAAUGUCAAAAAGUUUCUCUAGACAUUGGAGAAUUGUGGCAUCAACGGUUGGGACAUUUGAAUUAUCAUGAUCUAGUUAAGAUAGCUAAGAAAGAAGCUAUUAAUCAUUUACCCAAAAUCAACUAUCUGGAGAAAGGAAAAUGUGGACCAUGUUAG
Messenger RNA from Corylus avellana, 1041 nucleotides. RefSeq lists its product as uncharacterized. The record is from RefSeq and is a predicted model, not a curated record. NCBI's taxonomy places the organism in Eukaryota, Viridiplantae, Streptophyta, Magnoliopsida, Fagales, Betulaceae.